Mytilus trossulus (common blue mussel) is the source of this 1205-nucleotide messenger RNA. Its product is annotated as 5'(3')-deoxyribonucleotidase, cytosolic type-like. Gene Ontology annotation, biological process: pyrimidine deoxyribonucleotide catabolic process. Gene Ontology annotation, cellular component: mitochondrion. Bases 123 to 761 code for a protein of 212 amino acids. Gene Ontology annotation, molecular function: 5'-nucleotidase activity. NCBI's taxonomy places the organism in Eukaryota, Metazoa, Mollusca, Bivalvia, Mytilida, Mytilidae. The record is from RefSeq and is a predicted model, not a curated record. The transcript has 6 exons.
UAAACAAAUAGGUCAUUAAAUGGGACGACAUUAUUUGGAUCUUAGACUUAGAUGGUACAAAUAUGUAACCUGCUUGACACAUGUUCAUAAAACUGACAGAUUUUGAUAAUUCAUAGUAAACAAUGGCAGCAAGGAGAGGAAUAGGGAAUAUGGCACAAAGAACAUUGAUGGUUUUGAUAGAUCUUGAUGAGACCUUGGCAGCAUUUGAAAAGCAUUUCAUGAUCAAGUUUAGAGAAAAAUAUCCUAAUGAACCCUAUAUUCCAGCAGAGAAGAGAAACACAUUUUAUAUUGCUGAUCAGUAUGAUAAACUGAAUUUUACAGAUGAUAGUGUUAGACUUGGAUUAAAGAAGAUUUACAGGAGUGAACAUUUUUUCCGUGAUUUACCAGAAAUAGAAGGUGGAUGUGAUGCUGUAAAGGAAAUGGCAGAAAUGGAAGGUGUUGAAGUUUUCAUUUGUUCUAGUCCACUAUUCCAGUACAAAUACAGUGCACCAGAAAAAUAUGAAUGGGUAGAGAAACAUUUGGGACCAGAUUGGAUUAAUCGGCUGAUUUUAACGAGAGAUAAAACUAUGAUUAAUGGAGAUAUUCUGAUAGAUGACAAGAGCAAUAUAACAGGUGCAAUGAAUCAUCCUUCCUGGAAACAUGUUUUGUUUACUGCUCCAAAUAACCAAAAUAUCAAAAUUAAAGGAGAUAAGUUACGCCUUAACAAUUGGACCGAUGGAACUUGGAGGACAAUGAUUGAAGAUUUUAAGAAACGACUUUGAUGUAGACUUUACUUAGCUUACAAGUAAUUUUAUUGGUUGCACAUAUCAUGCACCUCUUAUUACACCCUACCAGUACCCCAAGGGAGUAUUUAAUAGACCUUAUAGCUAUUUGGUAAUUUACAACUAUUGACCAGAGAAUCUGCGCACUUGAACUAUUGAUGUCAUACAGCAAUUACUUUUUGUUUGAGGUGUCAGACUUUUCUAUUGUGACAUCAACAUUUUACAGGAACCUUUAAAAUGUCCAGGAAUGGCUUACAAAAAGGAAUAAGUUGUAUUGGUGUUUAAUUUGAAAUUAAUUUUCUAUAUAUUUUUUUUGACUUUACAUUUUGAUUAUUUUUUUGUUAUCUUUGAAGUUGACAUUUUAUCAACAGAUUAUUUACUGCUAUUUUAUCUUUUAUACUGUUACAAAGAAUUGAUGAUUUGGAAUUAUAUACUAGUACAUAG